Messenger RNA from Paramisgurnus dabryanus, 3780 nucleotides. It is a transcript of the gene washc5, whose product is annotated as WASH complex subunit 5. Gene Ontology annotation, cellular component: endosome; WASH complex. Gene Ontology annotation, biological process: regulation of actin nucleation; actin filament polymerization; endosome organization. NCBI's taxonomy places the organism in Eukaryota, Metazoa, Chordata, Actinopteri, Cypriniformes, Cobitidae. The record is from RefSeq and is a predicted model, not a curated record.
AUUAACCCAAAGUGUUGGGCGGAGCGACCAAUGAGCUCUCCUCGUGACACUCACGUGAUUUGUAAACAGGAAGUGUCUGUUCUCCACUGCAGUGGAUCAGGCCAUCACAGAGGAGACCUGCUGUUGUUUUCCUCAUCAUGGUGGAUUUUCUGGCAGAGAAUAAUCUGUGUGGACAAGCCAUACUGAGAAUUGUGUCCAGAGGAAAUGCCAUCAUAGCAGAAUUACUGAGACUGUCAGAUUUUAUUCCAGCUGUUUUCAGACUCAAAGACAAGAGUGACCAGCAGAAAUAUGGAGACAUAAUAUGUGACUUCAGUUACUUUAAAGGUCAGGAGUAUUAUGAGAGUAAGCUGGAAGCAAAGCCAGAGCUGCAGGAUUUGGAUGAGGAAUUUCGGGAAAACAACAUUGAAAUAUUGACACGGUUUUACCUGGCCUUUGAGAGCGUCCAUAAAUAUGUGGUAGACUUGAUAAGGUACUUGGAUGACCUGAAUGAAGGGGUUUAUAUACAACAAACACUGGAGACCGUUUUACUAAAUGAAGAUGGAAAACAACUCCUGUGUGAAGCUCUGUAUCUCUAUGGAGUCAUGUUACUGGUCAUUGAUCAGAAGAUGGACGGAGAGGUGAGAGAGAGAAUGCUGGUGUCUUACUACAGAUACAGUGCUGCUCGCUCCUCUGCCGACUCCAACCUGGAUGACAUCUGUAAGCUCUUACGCAGCACAGGUUAUUCCAGCAACCCGGGAGCCAAACGGCCACCCAACUACCCCGAGAGUUACUUUCAGAGAGUUCCCAUCAGCCCCACCUUCAUCAGCAUGGUGAUCGGUCGCCUGCGCUCCGACGACAUUUACAACCAGGUUUAUGCAUAUCCUCUGCCGGAGCAUCGCAGCACAGCUCUGGCCACACAGGCGGCGAUGCUCUGUGUCUGUUUAUACUUCAGCCCCUCCAUCCUGCACACACAGCAGGCCAAGAUGAGAGAGAUUGUGGACAAAUACUUCCCAGACAACUGGGUAAUAAGCAUAUACAUGGGGAUCACUGUGAACUUGAUGGAGGCCUGGGAUCCAUAUAAAGCUGCUAAAACAGCCCUUAACUAUACACUUGAUACAGCCAACAUCAGAGAACAGUCCGGUCGAUACGCUGCCAGCGUUGAGAGUCUGCGGCCACAGGUACAGCAGUUGUUGAAGGAGGGCUUCCUAAGAGAAGAAAUCGUCUUGGAUAACAUUCCCAAACUGCUCAACUGCCUUCGUGAUUGUAACGUCGCCAUCCGAUGGCUGAUGCUGCACACUGCAGAGUCUGCGUAUGAUCCAAACAACAAGAGAUUGCGUCAGAUCAAAGAUCAAGUCAUCAACGACUCCAAAUACAACCCCAAAAUUCUGUUUCAGCUGCUUCUGGAUACAGCACAGUUUGAGUUCAGACUUAAAGAGAUGUUCAAGCAGAUGUUGGCAGAGAAACAGCUCAAGUGGGAGAGCUAUAAGAAAGAAGGUUCAGAGAGAAUGAUGGAGCUUGCUGAGGUGUUUUCUGGGGUCAAACCGCUCACCAGGGUGGAGAAAAACGAAAACCUUCAGGCCUGGUUCAGAGAGAUCUCCAAACAGAUCGAAUCUCUCAACUACGAAGACUCGACGGCCGCUGGCAGGAAAACUGUGCAACUCAUUCAGGCUCUAGUGGAGGUGCAAGAGUUUCAUCAGCUGGAGUCGAACCUGCAAGUUUGUCAGUUCCUGGCGGACACGCGCAAGUUCCUCCAUCAAAUGAUUCGCACCAUCAACAUCAAAGAGGAAGUUCUCAUUACUAUGCAGAUAGUUGGGGAUUUGUCUUACGCCUGGCAGAUCAUUGACAGCUUUACUUCGAUAAUGCAAGAGAGCAUUAGAGCAAACCCCUCAAUGGUGACCAAACUCAGAGCCACUUUUCUAAAGCUGGCUUCUGCCCUGGAUUUGCCUCUGUUGAGGAUCAACCAGGUCAACAGUCCUGAUCUACUCAGCGUUUCUCAGUUUUACUCCGGAGAGCUGGUGGCUUACGUCAGAAAGGUCCUGCAGAUUAUUCCAGAGAGUAUGUUCACCUCACUGGCCAAAAUCAUCAAACUGCAGACACAUGACAUUAUUGAAGUGCCCACACGUCUGGACAAAGACAAACUAAAGGACUACGCUCAGCUCAACGCCCGCUAUGAGGUGGCUAAACUCACUCAUGCUAUUUCAGUCUUUACUGAAGGCAUUCUGAUGAUGAAGACCACGCUUGUCGGCAUCAUCAAGGUGGAUCCAAAGCAGCUGUUAGAGGACGGUAUUAGGAAAGAGCUUGUGAAACGUGUCGCCUUUGCCCUGCACAAGGGUCUCAUCUUCAACCCCAAGGCCAAAACCAGCGAGCUGAUGCCCAAGCUAAAAGAAAUGGGUGCCACCAUGGAUGGAUUUUAUCGCUCGUUUGAGUACAUUCAGGAUUACGUGAGCAUCUACGGACUGAAGAUCUGGCAGGAGGAAGUCUCCCGAAUCAUUAACUACAACGUCGAGCAGGAGUGUAACAGCUUUCUCAGAACAAAGAUCCAAGACUGGCAAAGCGUUUACCAGUCCACCCACAUUCCAAUUCCUAAAUAUCCGCCAGUGGAUGAAUCCGCCACAUUCAUUGGACGUCUUUGCAGGGAAAUCUUAAGGAUCACCGAUCCAAAAACGACGUGUUAUAUUGAUCAGCUGAACACAUGGUAUGACAUGAAGUCACAUCAGGAAGUGACCAACAAUCGACUCUUUUCUGAGAUUCAGGGAACGCUGGGAACCUUCGGGCUGAAUGGACUCGACCGUCUCUUGUGUUUCAUGAUUGUCAAAGAGUUGCAGAAUUUCCUAUCAGUCCUUCAGAAGAACAUCCUAAAAGACAAAGCUGUGGUUGAUGUCUUCAAAGCUCUGCAGGCAACUGUCAGUCCUGUCAAAGGGAUUGUGGCAAAUGCAAGCAAAGUCUACGCCAACGCUGUGGCCAAAACUCAGAAGAUCUGGGCUGCAUAUCUUGAAUCCAUCAUGAAGGUGGGUCAGAUGCAGAUCUUGAGGCAACAGAUCGCCAAUGAACUGAACUACUCCUGCAAAUUUGACUCGAAACAUCUCGGUGCCGCGCUGGAUAAUCUAAACAAGUCUCUCCUAGCCGACAUUGAAGCACAUUAUCAGGAUCCAUCCCUGCCGUACCCCAAAGAGGAGAACACGCUUCUCUAUGAGAUCACGGCUUACCUGGAGGCCGCUGGAAUCCACAACCCAUUAAACAAGAUUUACAUCACAACGAAGCGUCUGCCUUUUUUCCCCACCGUGAACUUCCUGUUCCUCAUUGCACAACUGCCAAAACUGCAGUACAAUAAGAGCCAAGGAAUGGCUUGCAGGAAGGCUACGGAUCCGGUCGAUUGGGCUCCUCUGGUUCUGGGUCUCUUGACUCUGCUUAAGCAGUUUCACUCCAGAUACACCGAACAAUUUCUGGCUCUGAUUGGUCAGUUUAUUCGCUCCAUAAUGGAGCAGUGCACCAGUCAGAAGAUUCCAGAUAUGCCAUCAGAUGUAGUCGGGGCAUUAAUGUUUCUGGAGGACUAUGUGCGCUACACUAAACUACCCAGAAAGGUGGCGGAGGCUCACGUGCCAAGUUUCAUAUUUGAUGAAUUCAGAACUGUGCUGUAAAUGUGUGCUGAAUCAUAUUUGAUAACAACAUUCGUCUUUUUCUUGAAGCACUAAUGAAAUGAGCAACUAGAGUUUUGUAACAUUUAAAUUUUGUGUCCCUUUGUAAUACUGUUAUUGUCGCUGUUACUGAUCAAAUAUGUGUAAUAAAAUUCCCCAAUGUGUA